AUGGUUGAUCAAGGAGGCCAAGAUGAUCUCACUGCUGCAAUGGCGCUCAUGCAACAACAGAUGCAGCAGAUGCAGCAGACCAUCAAUGCACAAGAAGCUGCUCGCCAAGCAGCCGCCGACUUUGCUGCUCAGCAAGUCGAGCAACAAGGCACUCCCAUCGGAGAGCGGAACCUUCCCUUGGUGCAGAAGAAAACGUUUAACGGUCUCGCUGCUGAAAUCCAUUUGGACCACAUCGAGAACUUCGAGAGAGUCUGCAAAUUCUCUCGGGCAAAUGGAGUGCCACCAGACUACCUCAAAUCCACGUUGUUCCCAUUCUCCUUGGAAGGGCAAGCAGCUCGCUGGCUUGACUCGCUCCCAACCGGUACGCUCACUACAUGGGAACAAGUCAGAGCAGCGUUCUUAAGCCACUUCUACACGAAGUCCAAAACUGCAGCUCUGAGGCAUAAGAUCUCGAAUUUCAAGCAAAAGACCGACGAACCUUUCUAUGAUGCUUGGGAGCAUUACAAGGAAUACCGAAGGGAGUGCCCUCACCAUGGGUUUGAGGAUGACUAUAUACUGGAAGUGUUCUAUGAUGAAGUGAGCUAUGAGUUUUGCAAUGCUCUAGAUUCCUCGAGCAAUGGGGAUUUCAUGACACAAACAACACAUGGUGCAUUCGCACUGAUUGAACAUAUAACGUCCAGCUCCCUCAACAAGAACAAGGAGUAUGAUCGCUCCAAAAGCGUAAAGAGCAUAGACGACCUCGCGGCCAAGGUUGACCAGCUGUUGAAGGGUAAUCAGAGCCAAGUGUUCAUCAUGGAGGAAGCUGCAUCAGAGAACAAUGUUUCAGACGCUACACCUGAAGGAGACAAUACUGUGUAUGAUCAGCAAGAAGUGAGCUACGUUAAUGGACAAGGAUGGCAGUACAAAAACUACCACCCGAACCCCAACAUUAGGAACAAUCCUCAACUCUUUGCGUAUCCCAAGGUUGACAAACCGGUUGACAACGUGCAGAACAGUCAAGGGCAGAACAUCGGCUAUCAGAAACCAUACCAGGGAUGA
Molecule: messenger RNA, 1038 nt
Organism: Brassica oleracea var. oleracea
Lineage: Eukaryota; Viridiplantae; Streptophyta; Magnoliopsida; Brassicales; Brassicaceae
Exons: 2
Coding region: 1-1038 (345 amino acids)
Source: RefSeq, a predicted model, not a curated record